AUGUUGGUCUGGUGCACUUGUCAUACAUGCUCAUUAAAUGAUAGUGGCGGUUCAUGGAUAUCUAAAAGUGCUAAAACUCAGCACCGACAACAAGAAUAUAACAAUAAUUUAGAAAAUUAUAGUGAUGAUAAUUUAGAAGUAGAUAGAUUAGAAAAUGAGAUUAGAAGUAAGAAUAAAUUAGAAAAUAACUUAAGAAAUGAAGGCGAAUUAGAAAAUAGUUUGAAAAGUAGAAAUAAAAAUAAAUUGGUAAAUAGUUUAGAAAGCAAAAAUGAAUUUGCGAAUAGUAAUGAAUUAAUAAAUAGUUUAGAAAGUAAAAAUGAAUUUGCGAAUAGUGAUAAAUUAAUAAAUAGUUUAGAAAGUGAAAAUGAAUUUGAGAAUAGUGAUGAAUUAGUAAAUAGCUUAGAAAGUAAAAAUGAAUUUGAGAACAAUGAUGAAUCAGAGAAUAGUUUUAAAAGUGGAAAUGAAUUUGAAGACAAUGACAAAUCAGAGAAUAGUUUUGAAAACGAAGAAGAGUUUAUAAGCAUGCUUGAGUAUGAAGAUUCUGAUAAUGAUUCAGAGAAUAAUAGCAAUAAUUCAACUAUAACAGAUACAAGUAAUACAGAUAAUGAAGUAUGUUCGAGUGUUCAACAUGAAAAUACAUUCAUAUUAUGUGGUUGUGUAUUGUCUUGGUCUGGUGACAUACCUGGAAUCACAAAAUUAAUAUGUCUUAUGGGACAUAAUUCAUAUAGAGGAUGCUGUUAUUGUAAUAUUAAGGGUAUUUAUUCUUCACACAUAUAUUAUCCUACUAAUCCACCCAGAGAUCAAAAUAGUGAAACUUAUGAUUCAGAAAACCUACCAAUUAGAACUCAUAAUGAAUUCAAAAGACAAAUAAAAACAAUUCAAAAUGCACAAACAAAAUUAGAAAAAAAUUAA
Messenger RNA from Dentiscutata erythropus, 912 nucleotides. Lineage: Eukaryota; Fungi; Glomeromycota; Glomeromycetes; Diversisporales; Gigasporaceae. The record is from the annotation of a GenBank genome assembly.